Molecule: messenger RNA, 981 nt
Organism: Synchytrium microbalum
Lineage: Eukaryota; Fungi; Chytridiomycota; Chytridiomycetes; Synchytriales; Synchytriaceae
Exons: 3
Coding region: 1-981 (326 amino acids)
Source: RefSeq, a predicted model, not a curated record
AUGGGUCCUAAACGGCCGCCGCCGCCAUCAGCUAAACGUAAAACAGGGCUGCCAGCUCCAGCAACGCAAAAGACGGUUCGAGGAAUCAUAUGGAGGAUACGGUCAUUUGCAACGCAUCCUCGCACUGUAUGUGUCGCUCUAUUUAUACUAGUUGUAUUUCUAUGGUCGUAUUGGAGAAUACUAUAUCCACUCUCUCGUGGAAUGGUCGACGAUGCACGUAAACGCAAUUCCAUCAGCAUCAUCCAUCCAGACACGAGAGUCGUCGUAUCCCUUACCUCAUUUCCACAGCGCCUGGAAACUAUUACCGAUACUAUAAAUAGUCUUAUGAAGCAGUCAAGACCGCCCACUGUCGUGGUGCUUUCCAUUCCAAAGGAGGUCAAGAGGUUGGAUGGCAUACCACAACAGACUGUGCCAUCGAUCGUGUCAGAACUACAGCACACUUAUGGCAAAAAGCUUAUAGUUCAGAGAACUGAGGACUAUGGGCCAGCUACAAAGUUAUUAGGUGCUCUCCUAGUAGAACCUGAUCCAAACACUGUAAUAAUAACCGUAGAUGAUGAUGUGACUUAUCAUCCUGACACCGUACUAGGUCUGGUGGAAGCAAUACAUCGCUUUCCAGGAAGUGCACCAACAUAUAAAUGUGAAUACUUUCCAUGGUGGUGGUUUACAGCCCUAGGUCAAAUCCACGAAGGGCCGUGUAAAGGAUUUGUGAAUGCCUACAAAGCAGCCGCAUAUCGCGCCGGAUACUUUUCAAAUAAGGCCGUAUUCAAUCACUCUAGAGCUCCUGAAGGAUGCAGAAUCCAUGAUGAUGUUUGGAUUUCUGGCAACUUGUAUGAAGUUGGUGUACGCCCACUUGUAGUCCAACCUGGAUUUGAUUCUGUGGUUCAUCAUCGACCAUGGACGAAACUAAGUAUUCAUGCCGUCCCCAAAUCUGAGUCAGAUUUCAGGAAUCCAUGUAUUAAAUUCUUCAAUAACUUUGCUUAA